Lactuca saligna is the source of this 408-nucleotide messenger RNA. The record is from the annotation of a GenBank genome assembly. NCBI's taxonomy places the organism in Eukaryota, Viridiplantae, Streptophyta, Magnoliopsida, Asterales, Asteraceae.
AUGUGUAACUUUCGCCAUGAUAUGGAAGCAAGGGAACAAUCCAUGAGAGGUGUAUGUUUUGAGUUUUUGAAUAAAAGAAAAUGUGAAAUAGGUGAUGAUUGCAGCUAUAAACAUAGUUUACAGGAGAAAGUCGAAGGGAAUUCAAGAUCAAAGGAAUGUUGGUUUUGUUUAUCGAGUCCAAAUGUCGAAUCACAUUUGAUUACCAGUGUUGGUAAGAAUUGCUGUUGUGCUCUUGCUAAAGGACCAUUGGUUCAACAUCAUGUACUUAUAUUACCAAUUGAACAUCUACCAAAUACUCUCACUUCACCUCCAGAAUGUGAGAUAAAGUUGGUUAAUUCCAGAAGAUUCUUAAAGAUUAUUUCAAGAGCCAUGGAAAAGAAGUUGUUUUCUUUGAGUGGGUUUAUGUAA